AAGAACAUGUUGAAACAUAGAGACUGGAUGUGUUAAUGUUGAAAACUCUUGAGGCAAAUUGAAAAUAAAUAAAUAAAAUGAUUUUUGCUGAACUUCUGAAAAAUUCCUCUCAGACCGUUCCUACUGAGCUAAUGAAGGAAAAAAUUGUUGGACGUUGAAAUAUUUAAAUUAGACUUGAAAUUAAUCAAAUAUUUUUUACAUUCUCAAACAUUGUGGUUGGAAAGGAAAAAUAUUCAUAGAAUAAUGUUUUCAUAAAAAAUCUUCAUAAUAAUAUUGAAUUGUGCAUUGAACAUUUUGUAACAUAAAUUACACAACCAAGAAGAUAAAAAAUUUAAGCCAAAAUACACAAUCGGCAUCGAAUUCAACCAUCUGUUGUCUGGUUCCGACGAACGAACGUCCCAGACGGAAACCAUCGUUGAAGAAUGAACGAGAAAGAAGUCCCACGAUCCACUGUUUACGGUUGUGACGAAGGGAAUGGAUGCUUCAGAGUUUUAACGCGAUUCCGGAGCAGGUCCUCAUUUAUCACGUCCUCACGUCUCGGUGCUGCACAGAAUUAUUAUUAUGGUCGAUUCUCGGAACCUUUGCAGGAGUAUUCGUGCUUGUGUUUGCCGUUUUAGAGAUUUGCAUCGCAUUAGGGUUCACAUUCUGUACUCCUCAUGACACAUGAAGGUUCCCGAAGCCUGCUUUAUCUCAUGGAGCUAGACUGCAUCUGAAACAUCGAGAAUCGGUUGUUACAGCAGGUUAUUUGGCGAGGACCGUUCCUAAGGGUGCGAAAUCGUUGCAUGUAUGGUCUAUGAACGAGUCUCCAUUGGAAUCAUUGAAGCUCGGAUAGAGACAUUUGCUAUUGAGCGUGGCGUCGUAAAUCAUGGUGCAUAACGACCACGAACGUCUACAAAGAAUGAUAGAUGAAAUAUGUUGUUGUAUAAUACAUGUUGAAGACGGGAAGUGAAAGAGCGGUGAGAUUGGUAGCAGGAACUCAGACCUCUCGAAAGAUCGACUGAUGAUCCUUUCAAACGUACUCAUCCCCGAGUUACAGGUUUGGUCCAGUUUAGAAAAGGAUGUUGCUACAAACGUGUCGUUGCUAAUGCCUGUCUUCCUUCGAAGCAAGCAAAUGAGAAAGAAGAGCUGCAACAUCUCAAGUCUUGCGCAUGUGGAAUCGAACCUCCGCUACAAGUGCAUCACCUGAGUGCUGGAUGGUUUACUCCAUUUUGAAUGAUGUGCUGAAUUCGUGGAUGCAUUUAAGGGUACUCGAAAUAAACACUGAUUUGUUCAUCAUUAUCGCUGAGAUCCUUUAGAGCACCUACGUUCGGGCGAAGCAAUGGCGGAGUCCAAAGCAGAUGGGGAUGAGGACCAUGAAGAGCCAGAGGUGCUUACGGAGGAAGAGAAGAUGGCCAAUAUUCGUGCCGUUCGCUUUACAGUAAUUCCGAAGUAUGCGGAAAUAUUACAAGAGGCAUAUCCACUGUUUGUCAGAAAAGGAGCAAAGGAGAAGACUCAGAUUCAUGAAAGCCAGAUCCCUCAUCUGAUGCGCUCAUUAGCUUUCAAUCCCAGUGAAGAACAGAUUGAGCGUCUCAUUGCUAAUGCUAAAUACAAGGAAAAGCCUUUAACACAAAAGCAACAUUAUGAAUACGACAAUUUUGAGCAGCGGAUGAUGGAAUUUUUAUUUAACGAGCCUGAAGCUUUCCAACGCAAAUCAGAAAGCGAAGUUUUGGAAGCACUGUUGACGAUAAGCAAGGGGCGGAAGGAGAUGGACGCCGAAGAGCUCAAAACUAUAAUGAAGACUCGAGGAACCCACCCUUUCACUGAAGAAGAAGCAACAAACAUGCUGCGAAUAGCUAGAGACAAAGAUACUGGAAAAGUGUAUUUGGAAGAAUACUGCAAAAUUCUGGCUUUUGAUGGUUUGCCCCCUCCUAUAGAUCCCCUUGAACCCAUCGAUGAACGUUUCCGAUAGUUGCAAACUUAGAUUAUCAACAGACGCAUGCUAUAGUUAUGAAAAUCAAUUGUUUACAACUGUAUUUAGUGCUGACAAAAUUGAUAAGCUCUGUUCAGUACAUGUAACUCAUGGUUUAACUCUUCAGUAAACUAAUUUUCUAGGUGUAACAUCCUUUUAGAAGUCCGUUUUUUAACAUGCAGAACACUUACUGUUGGACGCGAAAUUUUCAACUUCAAAUAUGAUAUUGAAGUUACAGCACACUACUUUUCUGAUCGCAUUCUAACGGUGGGUUUGCUUGCUUGUACGUUGCCUCCAUGCACUUAAGUACUGGUGUAGUGGAACCUGGCGAUAUUGUUGCCUUCCCAGCUUACAUAGGUUCAGUUAUUUAGCUUGGAGGCGCUGAACCUUCUCAAAAGGUAAUCCCACAGACCUGAUCCUGGUUUUGAGAGGGCAGUCUGGUGCUGCUUAAAGCUGUAUUCAUAGUAAUUGUAAGAGAGUUCUUUGGGGUGUUAGAUGUUAUUAAGUGCAUGCAGAAACUUGGCAAUGUGCAAUACGGUUGAUGCAUAAAUGUUAAAUGAAACAAUCGUCAAAGAAAAAGGAAUGAGAAGGCCUUGGUCAAAUCAACUAUGUUACAUUCUACUUGGAGUUAUAUGUAAUCUAUAACUAUUUGUCUGUAUGACUAAUUUUUUUUUUAUUGAAA
Physcomitrium patens is the source of this 2630-nucleotide messenger RNA. RefSeq lists its product as uncharacterized. The record is from RefSeq and is a predicted model, not a curated record. Lineage: Eukaryota; Viridiplantae; Streptophyta; Bryopsida; Funariales; Funariaceae. Gene Ontology annotation, cellular component: myosin II complex.